AUGCAGCGCGCCGACGUGGCGCUGGUGGUGGCGUCGCCAGAGCCGCUGCCGACCACCGCCCCCGCCUCCGCCCCCGCGGCCGGCGUGUACGGCGGCGCGGCGGCGGCGGCCGAGGCGCUGGUGGGGGUGCGGCUGGAGCGCGGCCGGCGCUGCGAGGCGCUGGCACUGCCCGGCCGCCCCCACCUGCCGCCCCCGGCGCGCGCCCUCCGCCUGCUGCGCGCUCGCCGCCUCUCGGACCUGCGCCGCCUGGUGCGCCGCCUCCACCCCGGGGGCGACCUCGGGCCGGCGGUGCGUUCCGCCGCCAGCCGGACCGCGGCGCUGGCGCUGCUGCGGAUAGCCCACGAGACUGUGGAGGACUGCCCUCCGCAACAGGCGAAUCCGGGAGUGGCUAUCGACGUCUCGUCCAGCGACUUGCCGGAAGAACAUGAGCCAGUAUACGCCAGUGAGUCUUCAGUACCCCCGACCGUGCGGCAGCAGGCUCUGCCCACCGUCGCGGUGAGCACCCUCGUGGACCUGCAGAAGAUGAACCUCCUGGGUCCGGACCUUUCCGAGGAAGACACGGAAGAGGAAGAAGGCGACGGUAGCGUCCUAGGGACAGAUGCGUCCGGGUCGGCAAGUGGUGUGGACCCUGACAGCAUAAGCCUGCAGCUGUGAACCACGACACGACGCGGUGCAGCUCCACCCAACUCUCAUGUUCCUCCUUAUCUAGUCCUCAGCCUACCUCCAGUCAGAAGCUCUACGCCUCAUGUGAUGUUUUUGUUUUGUUUGUGAAAUGUAAUUUAUUCUACAGGUUUUGAACAAUACAGUGCAGUUAACACUU
Messenger RNA from Schistocerca americana (American grasshopper), 820 nucleotides. RefSeq lists its product as uncharacterized. The transcript is spliced from 2 exons. Bases 1 to 654 code for a protein of 217 amino acids. The record is from RefSeq and is a predicted model, not a curated record. NCBI's taxonomy places the organism in Eukaryota, Metazoa, Arthropoda, Insecta, Orthoptera, Acrididae.